Cercospora beticola is the source of this 1233-nucleotide messenger RNA. Its product is annotated as CRAL-TRIO domain-containing protein. The record is from RefSeq and is a predicted model, not a curated record. Gene Ontology annotation, molecular function: phosphatidylinositol transfer activity. NCBI's taxonomy places the organism in Eukaryota, Fungi, Ascomycota, Dothideomycetes, Mycosphaerellales, Mycosphaerellaceae.
AUGGCAGAUGUCACAGUCACGCCGGGGGCGAGCGUGCCUCAGCACAAGACGGCCGUCAUUGGCACAGCAACUUCAGCAAAUCCUUCGCGUUCAGCAUCAGUCGGAUCGGGAGGUUCAUUCAAGUCAGUUGCGUCCGGGACAACGCCUGCUAGUAGUGCUGCUGCCACGUUUGCCGGCGAACAGGAGGAGGAGUGGAAGAUGCCUACAGAUGGGCCAUUGAAGACCCCGAUCCCUCGACCAGCCGCUUCGACCAAACCUACACCACUUCCGAAACUCACUGCCGAGCAGGAGACCAAGUACGCCGCUGUACUUGCACAGGUCUCCCAAUGGACCACGAUCCCAACCUCCAACGCCAAGGGUGCGCCCUCAGCGCCUCUGGAAGAUCGAGAACGCAUGUUCUUGACGCGAGAGUGCCUUCUGAGAUACCUGCGUGCAACAAAAUGGGUCACAGCAGACGCAUUGAAGAGAUUGCAAGGCACAUUGAGCUGGCGAAGAGAAUACGGAGCGGACACUUUCACACACGACUACAUCAGUCCUGAGAAUGAAACGGGAAAGCAAAUACAACUUGGCUUUGACAAGGAGCAGCGUCCGUGUCUCUACCUGAACCCAGGCAGGCAGAACACGAAGAUGUCGGAUCGUCAAAUCCACCAUCUAUGUUAUAUGCUCGACCGGACACUUGAGAUGAUGCCAGCUGGGCAGGAAAGCAACUGCCUCAUCAUCAACUUCAAAAACGCCAAGAGCGGCGCGAUCCCCACUAUGGGUCAGGCAAGAGCUGUCCUGGACAUUCUACAGAAUCACAACCCGGAGCGCCUGGGACGAGCGCUCAUUACUGACACACCCUGGUAUGUCAAUGCCUUCUUCAAGGUCAUCUCGCCCUUCAUCGAUCCUGUGACCCGAGAGAAGAUGAAGUUCAACGAGGACAUGUCGAACUACAUACCCAAGGAGCAGCUCUGGAACGAAUUCGGUGGAGACGUCCCUUUCGACUACGACCACUCCAUUUACUGGCCUGCAUUCGAAGCGGAGUUCACCAAGAAGCGUGAUGCCUACAAGAAGCGAUGGGAGCUUGGUGGGAAGAGAAUUGGUGAAUUCGAGGAUUACCUACGAGGCGGCAAUCAUCCUUCCCUGAAGCACACUUUGGAAGCGAAAGAAAACGAGAAGCCGGCUGCUGCUGCUCAAGCGAGCUCUGCUGAGGCGGAUACUGCGGCUGCUGGUGUUGCGAAAUUGUCUGUCUAA